Molecule: messenger RNA, 175 nt
Organism: Saprolegnia diclina VS20
Lineage: Eukaryota; Oomycota; Saprolegniomycetes; Saprolegniales; Saprolegniaceae
Exons: 1
Source: RefSeq, a predicted model, not a curated record
CACAGUCGCGUCCGGCCUCUGCCGACUCCUCCUCAGCUACUCGCAGGACCUCGUCAUCGACCUUGGGUUUGUGCUGGAAGGUGCAACGAUGGAAGAGCUGCCCGAGCGCCUCCUCGCGUGCGUCCGCCUGCGCAACCUCGACUUGCCACUCAUCGCUGUGCCGUACCCGUACUAA